GAGCUUCCUCCUUACCUCUGCAAGCUGGGUGUAACCUUUCAAAGAGAGUGUUUCUGUGAGGGAGGUGAAGACAAACGUAUCCCUCUCCUCAAGGAUGUGUUCGACGCCUUCCCAAACACCCCCAUCAACAUCGACAUCAAGGUCAACAAUGACACACUCAUUAAGAAGGUUUCGGAGAUGGUUGUUAAUUAUGAUAGAGAGGAUCUGACUGUGUGGGGCAACUCCAGAAACCAGAUUGUCAAAAAAUGUUACAAGGAGAAUCCCAAUAUUCCAGUCUUGUUCAGUUUGCCCAGGGUGCUGCAGUUACUGGGUCUCUUCUACACAGGCCUCCUGCCCUUUGUGCCCCUGAAGGAGCAGUUUCUGGAGAUCCCCAUGCCCUCCCUAAUAACCAAGUGA
Cyprinodon variegatus (sheepshead minnow) is the source of this 396-nucleotide messenger RNA. RefSeq names its product glycerophosphodiester phosphodiesterase domain-containing protein 1-like. Gene Ontology annotation, molecular function: phosphatidylcholine lysophospholipase A1 activity; phosphoric diester hydrolase activity. The transcript has 4 exons. Gene Ontology annotation, biological process: glycerophospholipid catabolic process; N-acylethanolamine metabolic process. The record is from RefSeq and is a predicted model, not a curated record. Gene Ontology annotation, cellular component: endoplasmic reticulum membrane. NCBI's taxonomy places the organism in Eukaryota, Metazoa, Chordata, Actinopteri, Cyprinodontiformes, Cyprinodontidae. The annotation marks the transcript as partial.